UUUGUGGUUCAUGAAAUAAGAUGAAGUGGUGUGGGCAAUGGAGCUUUGUUGUUGCCAUGGUAGCCAUCAACUUUGCGUUGGCCACAACAAAUGCACUUUACAAAAUGAUUCUCGACCGAGGAACCAGCCGUAUAAUCAUCUUGGUCUAUCGUCAAGCCAUUUCUACACUUUGUUUGACACCGAUUGCCUGCGUCCGGGAAAGAAAAGGCAGACCGAAGCUCACAGCCAGUGUCUUCUGCCAGCUUUUCCUCAAUGCUCUCAUAGGGACAACAUUGGCACAGUAUUUUUUCCUUCUUGGGCUCGAAUAUACUUCAGCUACGUUCUCAUGUGCAUUCCUAAACACGGUUCCUGCAAUCACCUUGGUUUUGGCUCUACCAUUUGGGCUAGAGAGAGUGAAUAUCAGAAGCACGGCAGGUCAAGCAAAGGUCGUUGGCACUUUGGUUUGCAUCGGUGGAGCAAUGGUAUUGACACUUUACAAAGGAAAGACGUUGGCGGGAUUGGAUUCAAGGGACACAAAUAAUCAUAUCGUAAACUACGACGGCACGAUGGUUUCAACAAGGAAGAGAGAAAGAUGGGGUAUCGGUUCGAUGUUUCCGGUUGCAUGCGCCAUCUGCUGGUCAUCAUGGUUCCUUCUGCAAGCUAUGAUUGGAAAGAGAUAUCCCAGCAAAUAUUCAAGCACUGCAUUUCUGUCUCUCUUCAGUGCCUUUCAGUCGGCCAUUUUAGGAUUGGUAACAGAGAGGGACUUUGACAAAUGGAUUUUGAAGGAUAAACUUGAACUAAUAACAGUCGCAUUUGCUGGAAUAGUGGCAUCGGGCUUGUGCUAUGUGGGAAUGUCAUGGUGUGUAGAACACAGGGGUCCGGUCUUCACAUCAGCCUUCACUCCACUGGUACAAAUAUUCGUAGCAACGUUCGAUUUCUCUUUUCUACAUGGAAAACUCUACUUAGGAAGCAUCAUCGGAUCAAUCUUAAUCAUAAUCGGUUUAUAUAUUCUGCUAUGGGGAAGAAACUCAGAGGCACAAGAAAUGCAACAGCCGCAAUUUAAAGAGGAAGGAGACAAUAAUACAAGGUCACAGGUGUAACAAAUCUCUAGUUGUGCAAGCAUUUUGAGUUGUGUGCCCCAAUCAACUUUGUAUUAGAUAUAUAGUGUAAAAAAAUGCAGAAA
This is a messenger RNA of Hibiscus syriacus, 1162 nucleotides long. RefSeq names its product WAT1-related protein At3g30340-like. The transcript is spliced from 6 exons. Gene Ontology annotation, molecular function: transmembrane transporter activity. Bases 21 to 1079 code for a protein of 352 amino acids. The record is from RefSeq and is a predicted model, not a curated record. Lineage: Eukaryota; Viridiplantae; Streptophyta; Magnoliopsida; Malvales; Malvaceae. Gene Ontology annotation, cellular component: plasma membrane.